Messenger RNA from Alosa alosa (allis shad), 1891 nucleotides. RefSeq lists its product as uncharacterized. Gene Ontology annotation, molecular function: DNA binding. The record is from RefSeq and is a predicted model, not a curated record. Lineage: Eukaryota; Metazoa; Chordata; Actinopteri; Clupeiformes; Clupeidae. The coding region runs from base 265 to 1203 and encodes 312 amino acids. The transcript is spliced from 7 exons. Gene Ontology annotation, biological process: regulation of transcription by RNA polymerase II. Gene Ontology annotation, cellular component: transcription regulator complex; nucleus.
UCAUGUUCAUGUCCGUAAAUCCGUUUGAAUCAUAGGCAAUAUGCCCUCUAGUGUUCAACGCAAAGAAGUGCAUUAUUUUACUGAGAGAUUGGUAGCUUCCGGAGGCAUAUUCCGGACAGCACAACACCGGAAAAGAGAAUUUCGCAAGUACACGGAGAUCACGGAGGCUCCUGUAGCAAUGCGUGGGUAACGGCGUUUUCGCAAACGCACACAGCUGUAUGGAAACAAGGCACACUAAUUAGAAUUUCGAAACAGCAAAUAACUAUGAUGAACGAGAGGCUCAUUAUGUCGGUUUUUCGCCACCCCGUGGUAUGGAACAUGCGCAUGGAACACUACAGAGAGAGAACCAGAACCAAUAACGCUUGGAAACAAAUCAGCGUUGAACUGAGCCUGCCAGAGAAAGACUGGCGGAGGAAAUGGCGGGAUCUUGGAGACCGGUGUGUGCGGGAGAGGAGGGAGGCUACAGAGCCCACCACCGGGGCCACUAUGGCCAGCCACCGGAGAGCCUGGGGCGCCGCACCCCUGCUGGCUUUCCUGGACCCCUUCAUAUCCUCCAGACCGGCAACAGCAACAUCAAACCUGCCCAAGAUGGAGACUGAAGCUGUGCGUGACGGGCCCAGUGACGUGGAGGCCGAGAACGAGAGAGAAUGGACAGACGAAGGUGUGCCUGACCGCUCGAGUGUGGCGAGAGGCCGCGUGAACGAGAGCACACCUGAGGGAUCGAGUGUGGCGAGAGGCUGUGUGAACGAGAGUGCGUCUGAUGUGACGGUUGUGGUGAGCGAGAGGGUCAAUGAGAAUGCGGCUGAGGGGUCGAGCGCUUUGAGGAAGAGGAUAAGGGUGAGUGCGCAUGACAGAACAGGUGCGGAUUCAGAGCGAGGGCCAGGGGGGCUUCUGGGCAGGAAGCGAAAGGUGGGAGGGAGAGACGUUCUCAGCGAGUUUGAGGCCAACCUCCUGCUGGCCCUCGAGAAGAUGAAAACCCCUCCUCCUCCUCCUCCUGCCCCCGUCCAGGAUGAAGAUGAGCUCUUUCUACUGAGCCUUCUGCCAGCGCUGCGCAGGCUGGACAUCAGGGACAAGGCACGAGUGAAACUGGACAUACAUCGCCUCGUUUACCAAGCGGAAUUUCAGCUGUCACAAGGCACGAGUGAAACUGGACCUACAUCGCCUCAUUUAAGCGGAAUUUCAGCUGUCACAAGGCACGAGUGAAACUGGACCUACAUCGCCUCAUUUAAGCAGAAUUUCAGCUGUCACAAGGCACGAGUGAAACUGGACCUACAUCGCCUCGUUUGCGGAAAUUCCUUGUCAUUUGGGAUGUGUUAAAGCACUUCUUCCAUGCCUUUUUGCAUUUCCUGACCUUGUCCAGCGUGACUGUAGAUUCAUACAGGACACUCUCUGCUCGUCGUCCAGGACUCUGACCCCCACCCAGCUACCUCACACAUCGCACCUUGUGGGAUCUUCUCAGUAUUCCUAGGGAGCUCCAGCACCUUCACAGCCUCGUUCAGCUGAGCAUUGGUCUUCAGCUGAGGAGUAUACAGUACACAGACAGACUGCACUAACCCACGCUAUCUGGCAGCUGGCUCAUCCAACGCAGUCAAGUUGAGUCACUUCUUCGAUAAGGUUAUAGAGAAGAGAUAUUUUACUAAGGACCCAAGCCAGCUCGCAGGUUUCACAGACCGAAAGCGUUUCAACUUCAAGAGUCUGCACUACGACUGAGCCUGACUGCAAGACCACACACACACACACACACACCCACAGGGGGCUGUGGUUUCCUCUACUGCUAGUUCAGCCAUUGCCAUCAACCCUUCUGCCAUUUGCUCUCGUUUGGUCUCAGCUAGCCUCCUCAUUUCUUGUACAGACAGCUCAAAACAAACUAAAUAAAGCGUCUUAACACUUA